Messenger RNA from Corythoichthys intestinalis (scribbled pipefish), 943 nucleotides. RefSeq lists its product as uncharacterized. The transcript is spliced from 2 exons. The coding region runs from base 12 to 713 and encodes 233 amino acids. NCBI's taxonomy places the organism in Eukaryota, Metazoa, Chordata, Actinopteri, Syngnathiformes, Syngnathidae. The record is from RefSeq and is a predicted model, not a curated record.
GACCCGUCAAGAUGACCCCCCUCACCCCACAACCCACCGACCUGUAUUCCAGAUAUAUCCUAGCGUCAGGUUAUGUAAACACACCUCUUCCAUUGUCGGCGUACACAAGCACACCUCUCCCAGCACCAUAUGUGAGCGGAUCACAAUCAUACCCCCCUUCCAUGAUGGACAUACUACAGCACUUCCAAGAUGAAAAUCAGAAGCUGCAGCUGGAGAUGAGGAAUAUGAGGCAUCACAUAGACAGUAGAGGCUUGUUUUCUACACCAAUCAGCCUAAACACAGCACCUCUUCAACGUCCACAAGUUAUUCCACGCUAUUAUGCAAAGCAAGCCAAGGAGCCGCCACCACCAACCCCCGUACGGCCCAUCACGCCAUACCAGGUGAGGGAACACUACCAUCCAUCUCCAGCGGUUAGACAUACGCAAGAUGAUGAGUGGCCGCUGCCUCCUCCACCAGUGACCCUCCAGGAGACCCCGCAGGUGCAGCCACUCCCACCACCACAUCCUCCAGGUCUGAUGGAGGAACUCAGAGAACGGCUGCAACGUCUGGAAGCAUGUCUGUCACCAGCUCCAUCCGUGACAUCUGAGGCUCAUCAAUAUGACAAUGUGGCAAGGGGUCCACUGCACUACAUAGCACAGAGAGGAUUUACAGAGGUCCAAAACCUUCCAUCCCCAAGUUCACGCGAGAUGACCCCAGGGAGUUUGCCAGGUUGAGGCUGGCAUUGGAGAACAUCCUACCUGCAGAUGCUACUGAACGAUUUAAAUACCAAAUACUGUGUGACCACUUAAAAUUUGAAGAUGCUCUUCUAAUUGCUGAUUCUUACUGCCAUUCAUCACAUCCCUAUUCCGAUACUAUGGCCUCUCUGAUUAAGAGCUACGGUCAGCCCCACCAGCUCUCACUACAGCGGAUUUCAGAGCUAAUGGAGGAGCCCAGCAUCAAAGCA